AUGAAUCCCAGGGGCCUAAGCAGUGCAGCAAAUACCUCUGCUCCUAGUGUUGGUGCGAGCUCAGUGAUUACGGAUGCCAACUCUGCACUCUCUGGCGGAUCACACUUGCAGGGAAGUGGUGGCAGCAUCAAUGCUGACUUGUAUCCGCGCCUGCCAGCGUCUCCAUUGUCUUUCUCAUCCAAUAUUUCUGGUUCAUCCGUGAUGGAUUGCUCUUCAAUCGUGCAACAAUACCCCCAUCAGGAGCAGGUGCGGAAACAUGGGACUUCUACCGCUACAUCUCAGUCAUCGCCGCAAGAGAUGAGCAAUGUUUUGCAAGCGCACAAGAAACCUAGGUUUGAUAUGAGACACGAGGCUAUUCUCCAGCGGCAGGUCGGUCAACAACUUCUGCAGAGACAGGACACCAUACCGCAGCAGAGUGAGAUCAAUCCACAGAUCCAAGCUCUCAUCCAUCAGCAGAGACUGCAACAACGACAGCAGCAGCAGCAGCAGCAGUCGCAGAUGUUUCAGCCUCUUCCAUUAAUCCAACGUGCGCACAUGCUGCAGCAGCAACAGCAGCAUCAACAACAGCUGAACCAGCACCUGCAGCAGCAGCAACAUCAGCAUCAACAACAGCUGAGUCAGCAUCUGCAGCAGCAGCAACAACAGCAUCAACAACAGCUGAGUCAGCACCUGCAGCAGCAGCAAUCACCCCACGUCAGACAUCCUUCUGAUACUAAUAUAUGUGCCCGCCGACUUAUGCAGUACAUUUAUCACCAACGUCAUCGCCCACCUGUGAGUUGAUGGUCGAAGUUGGAUUUUGCUGUUUUUGUCGCAUGAAGUUUCCUCAGCAUCAUAUAAAAUGCUGUAUUUAUUUCUUCCCCAGGAAAACAAUAUACUUUAUUGGAGAAAAUUUGUGAACGAGUACUAUGCUUCAGGAGCUAAGAAAAGGUGGUGCUUGUCAUUACAUAAUAAUGUUGGCUGCCACACACUUGGCUCUUUCCCCCAGGUAGCUAUGGUUUUCUUCCUUACUGCCUACACUAUUCUUCUGUUGGCUCAGGGCGUUAUUGAGUUCUGGUUAUGAAGGUUCUGCAUGCACAUUCUCAGGUUGGGAAGACUAUGCUAGAUAAACAUUCAUAAACAUGCAUAGGGACGUGGGUGUAAUUUUUUCCACACCAUGCUUGGAUUGCGUUACAUGUUUCCUGAAUUUUUCUGCUGAAUUGUUGCAGGAUUCAUGGCACUGCAACAUAUGCGGGUCUAAGUCUGGAAAGGGUUUCGGUUAGUAAUUCCGUAUUAUGAGCCUGUUGUGGACUUGAUUUCAAAUUUACACUGUCAUGAAGAAAUUUUAUUGAUUCUUCUGAACAUGUAAUGCUAAAAUGCACGAAUAGCUUUCAGUAAAAAGUGAUUAUAAUGUCUCCUUACAAAUGCUAUUGAACUGUUCCUGUGCGUUUUGUGAGAGUUUGAAGUGGGAUGGCACGUUGGGAGAUAUUCUUAUCCUUGUGUACCUUUUAGCACGAAGUUGGGUCUACCAUUUUUGUGUGCCUAGUCUUUUGACUUUUCUUUUAUUUUCUUCGCCUAUUGCUUCGUCAGAGUGGAUUUUUUUCAUUGUACUCUUAAGACACAUACAAAUUAGAAAAAGGUAUCUGAUGAUUAUUUUCCCUUUUAUUGUUGAAUAUUCCUGAUCUUGUCGUGCUAUUUAAAUGUAUGCAAUCACAUCGCAUUAUGAUACAUACUUUGAUAUCUGUGUGGGUACGCAUAUCUGUUCGAGUCACUGCAAGUGUCAGAUUUUAUUUAUGGAAGAGAAGAGGAGAUUCAUCAAAUAACUGGUUAUUAUCAAAUAAUGGUUUUAUCCUCUUGAAAAAAGUUACUCUUGAUUUGUAAUUUUUCGUUUGUUCGAAGGGCAUAUUUCCAUUGCUUGUCAUUUUAUUUGGAGCAUCCUUGUCGUACAAGGGAUUUAUGGUGUUUUAUUUCAUAUGUUAUGUUCUGGUGUUUACUUCAUACCUCUUCCUGAUUGCUUACGUCCUGGUGUAUGAUUAAUGCUAAUUUAUGUGUUCUCUAUGUGAACAGAGGCUUCUUUUGAAGUGCUUCCUAGGCUAAAUAAAAUAAAAUUCGACAGUGGAGUCCUCGAUGAACUUCUGUUUCUUGAUCUGCCCCGAGAAUCUAAAUUACCAUCAGAAAUGAUGCUGUUGGAGUAUGCAAAAGCUACUCUGCAAAGCAUCCAUGAGAAUCUUCAUGUUAUUCAGGAGGGCCAACUACAAAUCAUAUUUACAGCUGAUUUGAAAGUAAGUGGUCUUAGGGAUCUAGUACUCUGUUGAGUCACUGCAUUUCCAGUGUACAUGCCAUACCUUCGAAGACAAUUUGCAUCUUCGAGGGUUAUUUUUCCAGUCAGUACAAAUAUUUCAAAGUGGUUUCUGGUCUUUGUAGCUGGGAAGCCAUGAUUCAUCCUUUUUUUCUUCAGAUAUUGUCUUGGGAUUUCUGCGUACGACGCCAUGAAGAGCUUUUGCCUCGACGACUUGUAGCUCCUCAGGUGCUUUAGUUUUCUGGCCACACACCACUUACAUGUUCCUCUACACUGACUCUUUGUUUUGUGCAAAAGGUUCAUCAGUUUAUUUUCAUUUUUCUCGGAUAGCAUUUCAUGUUUGAUCUUAUGAUCAGAGACUUUCAUUCAUUGAAUGCUUGCUAUUGAGAGACUACUAUCUUUGAGGUUUCAUAGCAUGGGGAUGCUUCCCCGUUGUUAUAUCAAAUCAUCCAUCCCACAUUCUUUACGCAUUUUUAGCUUUCUAGAGUUCAAUAUUCUGACAUUACCUUUUGAAGGUUGUAGUUUAACUGUGGGAUUCUUUUUCCCACUUUUCUGCUCGUUUCCUGUAAAAAAUAAUUGUAUUUCUUCCUAUGUCGCCUGGGUUAUACGAAUCUCCUCAUGGUACUCUGAAGAAGUCCUAUGUUAUCCUGUACAAAUGUCAUGCUACUUUCUCAACUACGAUUUCUUUGCUAGAUAAUUAACUCAGGCUGUCAUGGUGAGACCAUGUGAUGAUGAUGUUGUCUUCAUUUUCUUAUUUGUAUUCCUCUUUGCUGGGACACGUGUUACCUCUGAUAUUUGUAUCCUACGAAAUGAUGAUCUUCUUCUUCCUGCACUCAAUGGCUACCAUGUCCAACGGUUAGUACCCUAUGAUUUUCUCUUAGCAUGCACCAGUCACUGUUUCAUUGCUCUGAGUGUUAGCUUUUUGGCUUCCUACUAGAGAGAGAACAUUCUUUUACCAUGAACUUGACCCGCAAUUCUUAAACCAUGCAUAAAGAACUUUAAUUUUCCGGACCAUUAUGAUUUAUGUUUAAUUUUCUAUUGGCCUGUUUGGUACUAGUUGUAAUCAUUUUCAGUUUACUCUUAACAUUUUGCAAGAUUAUUCUAGUUUUGUGUAGUGAUUAACCACUACAUUCCAUUUAUAGGUGAAUCAGUUCGGGCAAGUUGCACAGAAGUAUCAAAGUGGAGUAUCUGAAAACGGAUCUGCAGGGCUCUCCCCUCAGGAUUUGCGAGCAUACUUAAAUAUGUGAGUGAGCUGGGUUUUUAAAUAGUGUGGCAGUGUUGGCUGAAGCCAAUCAAAUGAACAAAAGUUUUUUUCUAGCUCUCAGAUUAAAUCAAAAUAUUUUACAAUGAGGCUACCUGCAUUGCUUUUCUUUCCGUGUUCAAGUAUAAACUUUCUUGUCGUCUUGAUUGCCAUGUGCGUUUACACGGUAUUGCUCAUACACUUGUACAUUAAUAGUUUCAUGAAAGCAUAGAAGCGUUUUAUCGUAGGUUACUUCUAAAUAUUAAAAGUUUAAAAAUGGGGUACUGGCCUCUUAUUUUUAAUCUAAUAUCAAAAAUCUCUGUCACUGUAAUGCAAUUAUUUUGGUUUCCUGCAGAGUGAUGAAACGGGGCAUUUAGAGAUAAGACCCUGCCCUGCUUAACUUGCCCUUUCCAAAGAGAAUCAUAGGGUCAGCUAAGCAAAGCUCAUAACGUAGCAUCAGCGCAUCUCUCAUAUGUCAACUGUAACACUAUUUCUGAGAAACUUUAUCGGUGUUGCUAUGUUGUAUGGCUCGUACUCUCGUCCUCUUACAAGAUAUCUUUUUGAUCGAUUCCAAUGAACUCCAUGGAUCAAUUAUAUAAUCUGAUAGAACUGAUGCAACAUUCGAUCCUGCCAAUACGUCCUUUGCCAAAGCCCAUUCAUUGUAGCACUCCUAAGAUACAUUCUCAUGUCACUAGCUUUUUCUUCUAUUGCCUUUUCAUUUCAUUAUCCUUUGGCUACCGUAAGUUCUUCUGAAUUGGCCACCUUCUGAUGAAACCGAUCGAGUUGCAAGUGAUCACCUUUUCUCAAAAAAUUAUAAUUUGACUUGCAAGCAAUUUUGCAAUAGAUUUUUUGAUUCUGUUAAGAAAACUAAUCCGCCAAAAUAAUGUGCUUUUUUAGUUUGAACCAAUCUGUUUUGUCAAUCAUCUUCUAAAUGGAAGUCACACAAAACGCGAACCAUCUAUGGUUUUGGAAAUCUGCAUGAAUGCCAUCUAAGUCAUGCGAACUUACUUUGAGUUGACAUUUGGCAUGGGUUCAAAGCCGUGGAAAUUUGGCUGGUGACAGUCCAAAGAAAUCCUCUUUCUUCAAUAAUGAUGUUGAUCCCUCUUUCAAUCGGUUCAUGUGUUUUUUUUUUUUGGUUGACUUAUUUCAGAGAAGUAGGAAUCCUCAAUCUGAUAAUCGAUGCAACCUGAGAAGCUUUUCAAAUGUUUGGUAUUAUGGGGUUAAUUACUUGCGAUACUAAGCAUCCUAUACUGGAUGCCCGUGCCUGUUCAAUUCAGUUCCUCUGUAUCACUUGAUGGCUUGUUCUUACCAGUUUUCUAGGGGCCCAGUGAGGCCAUCGGAACCGAAUCGAUCCAUUGAUUCCACCAUAUUGCUAAAUGUAGUCAUUUCUGCAGGUUCAUGGUGGCGGGACGCCAUCUAGCAAGAAGUCUUGAAUCUCACUCAUUGAAUGACUUGGGAUUUUCUAGAAGAUAUGUGCGCUGCUUGCAGGUAUUUGGCGUGGAAUUAAAUCCUUUAUUUUCUCCUGUUUGACCAUGUUUGCCAUCAUUCAACUGGUUUUAUGGUCAACAGAUAUCAGAGGUGGUGAAUUGCAUGAAAGACUUGAUCGACUUCAGCUGGGAGCAAAAGAUUGGACCCAUUGGUUCGUCCCUUUGUCGUUUGACCGCCGGAAUUAUUAUUUUUUAAUAAUUAUUUUCAUUUAUCCGUUGCUGUCAUGUUCAUCGUUUUUUUGUAUAAAUAUAUAAAUACUUAUUAUUGUUUGAGGUAGAUGCCCUCCACUGCUCCCUGUUAUUGUUUCUAUUUUUGGCAGAAAUUAAAUGCUGUUCUUUGUCAUCUGCAGAGAGCUUCAGGAACUACUCUCAUCAUGCUGCGACCAGACGGCGGUCUGGCAGCUCAGUUCAUCUCCCUGCUCCAGCUCCGGGAUCUCUUAGGCCCACCCAGCAGCAGCUUCCGCAAGGUGGGGCAAAUAGUCCAUGGCCUCCUCCGGCCAACCUACCGCCGCAGCGGCACCAAGCGAUUCAGCAGAUGAUGCAAGAGGUGAUGAACAGCCGAGGAGCGCCGCCGCAACGGUCUGCCGAGGGGGCUACUACCGCCGCCGCCACGGCCACCGCCGGCGAUGGGAAUCCUCCUGAGGGCGUAUACGGCGGCGGAAUUGCUGGCAGCUCGGCGGCGAGGGUGCCACCAGAGCCUACUGGAAAUGGCGGCGGGAUGGUCUGGAGCAGGAACAGCAGCUUCAAUUCCGUCUCCAGCAACCAGAUGCCCGUUGACUUAUUGCCAGCUGAUGCCCAUCUCCCUGACUUGAUCCAGGAAAUCUCCCAGGAGCUGCAGGAUGGCGGAUUGUUGACCGGUGACUGGGGAUGGAAUUCGUGA
Molecule: messenger RNA, 5882 nt
Organism: Spirodela intermedia
Lineage: Eukaryota; Viridiplantae; Streptophyta; Magnoliopsida; Alismatales; Araceae
Source: the annotation of a GenBank genome assembly